AUGUAUUAUCUAUUGCUGAUCACUUUAAUUAGUGCAAUUCUCGGUGCAUCUUCAAUAAAACAACUUGACAAAGUCUUCGAAUGGCGGAAUCUAGAGUUUGGCUUUUCAAGUGAAAGUGAGCGUAAUGCUGCUAUACGAAACGGAAUAUAUAAUCCGGAUACUCCCGUACCCUAUGACAUUGAUGUGUAUUAUCCACCUAAAGGUGGAGCGCCCAGGCACUUCAUUACAACUCCUCGAGAUGAGGAAGGUGUGCCAUAUUCAUUGUCGUAUGUCACGAAAGUCCAGCGAAAAAACGGGAGUGAACUUCAACCAUAUCCCAGCUAUGAUUGGCACAGCUCUAAGGGAAAGGAUUGUGAUGGUCUGACAUCGGCUUUUCGCAUGCACAUCGAUCCUUGUGGUCGAAUGUGGGUUGUCGAUACUGGAUUUAUUGAAUGCCAACAGCGAUGUCCUCCUCAAGUAGUGGCCAUCGAUCUGGCCACCAAUAAGUUAGUCCAUCGCUUUCGUAUUCCCGAAAGUCUAACCAAAGUCAAUGUAAGCAGUUUUGUGACUGUCCUGGCUGAUGUCAGUGAUCCACCUCCACAUGGUAGCUGCAAGCAGACUUUUCUCUAUCUGUGUGACAUCUUAGGGUUCGGCAUCGUGGUGUACGAUGUGGACAAAAGGGACUCCUGGCGCAUAGAGAACAAGUACACACGUCCAAAUCCGAAUUUCAAAAAAUUUACCAUUGCCGGAGAGAGCUUUGAACUCUUCGAUGGUCCAGUUAGUGUAUCUGUGACCCCGCCUGGCUUGGGCGUGAAGCGAAAUCUCUUCUUCCAUACCUUAGCCAAUGACCUGGAAACGUACAUACCCCUGGAUAUCGUUAAUAAUCCCUCCAAAUGGAAGCAUCAACAUGGUCGUUCGCAGCAGAGUGUUAAAGAACUGGGCAGAAGAGGUGUUCAAUGUGCCGCCUCGGCAAUUAGCAAGGAUGGUUUCUGGUUUUGCGUCUACAUGAAACCCAUUGCUCUUUAUGGCUGGAAUAUACGAAAACCGUAUGCUUCAUCCAAUGUGAAAGCUUUGGUGGUAAAUAACGAAACGUUGCAGUUUGUGAGUGGCAUGAAAGUCGUACGACGUCCCAGUGAUGGGCGUGAGGAGCUGUGGAUGCUAUCAAAUCGCAUACAAAAGUCAUUUGGCAAACGAAACUACAAAGAGAUUAACUAUCGAGUACAGCGCAGCGAUAUAGAUUAUUUAAUCCUAGGUCAACUCACAUAA
Molecule: messenger RNA, 1245 nt
Organism: Drosophila willistoni
Lineage: Eukaryota; Metazoa; Arthropoda; Insecta; Diptera; Drosophilidae
Product: major royal jelly protein 3
Exons: 2
Coding region: 1-1245 (414 amino acids)
Cellular component (GO): extracellular region
Source: RefSeq, a predicted model, not a curated record